Messenger RNA from Pezoporus occidentalis (night parrot), 5596 nucleotides. RefSeq names its product OMA1 zinc metallopeptidase (gene OMA1). Gene Ontology annotation, cellular component: mitochondrial inner membrane. Bases 409 to 2001 code for a protein of 530 amino acids. NCBI's taxonomy places the organism in Eukaryota, Metazoa, Chordata, Aves, Psittaciformes, Psittacidae. Gene Ontology annotation, molecular function: metalloendopeptidase activity. Gene Ontology annotation, biological process: mitochondrial protein processing; protein quality control for misfolded or incompletely synthesized proteins. The record is from RefSeq and is a predicted model, not a curated record. The transcript has 9 exons.
CAAGGACGGCCGGCUGUGGCGGCGGCUAGAGCUCUCUUCCUGCUCGCCCCGCCCCGGGCGGCCGCCUCAUAGUGACACGUCUUCUCACCUCCCCCUUUCUCUUUUUCCCCCGUCUCCUCACGUCUGCCUAUAUCACGAUAGUCGCGCCAGCAGCGAGUUUGGGGGGUGCUUGCCUGCGUGCGGGAUGCUGGGCGCUGACGGCUGGCAGCCGAGGUCAGUCCUCAAGGCCGCUGCCAGAAAGGAGGAACAAGGAAAAGGCGGGGGAAGCCGGCGGUGCGGUUCCUCUCCUGAGGGGAAGGGAGGGAGCCGAGGCUGCUGUUGGAACCGAGCGCCGCGGGGCCCCUCGGGAGGGGAUGACCGGGGCCCUCCCGGUGGGAAGGCAUGCCCCGGUAACCAACCAAAGAAGUUAUGAAUAUCAUCCGUGGUUUAAAGUUGUUGGGCAGGAACUGUAUUUCCUUUCGUUUGGCUUCUUUGACAAAGGAGGCAAAGUGCAAUAACUUCUAUAAGCCUUAUGCAGGGUAUUGCCGAACUCAAGUCAGUUGUACACGAGACAGGGGCCAAAGGCUGGAUUUGAGUGGAAAUGCUAGAAACUGGUUUUUGACUGGAAGCCCUGACUCUGACAGAAACUUCAUCAGUAAAGGACUGAGAUGUCUUUUGAAUGUCCCAAAUACAGCAGUACACAAGAAUGCACAGCACAGUCUGGGAAGGUUUUGCUUCCAGGCAUCUCAUCCCCUGGGAAAGACAGUCACAUCCCUCCAGAUCAGCUCCAUAGGGGAACUCCCACACCAUUUCCCAGCUUGGAACAUUCAGAUCGUCAGGUCUCUUCACACAUCACCAUCAUUUCAGGCUGCACCAGCUCCUCUUUUCUGGAUUAUUGUUAAGCCAGCUCAGAAAUUAUUUGCUAUUCUUCUUGGCAGGAGCAUAAGAAACUGGUGGAAGGCACUUCCUCCUAAUAAACGGGAACUUUUUAAAGAACAUGCAAGACAAAAUAAAUGGAAGAUACUCCUGAGUGUCAGUAGCUUUGGAGUUUUAUUCAUUGUGUUUUAUUUUACUCACUUGGAGGAGACACCCAUCACUGGGCGCCCCCGACUGCUGGUGUUUGGAAAAGAACAUUUUAGGGAACUGUCCCAGAUGGAAUAUAAGAUGUGGAUGGAGGAAUUCAAAAGUAAAAUGUUACCUGAGACAGAUCCACGCUACCAGGUUGUGAAGAGAGUUGUUGGUCAUUUAUCUGAAAGCAAUAAGGACAUCCCACAGGUCUCUGCACUCGAGUGGGUUAUCCAUGUGGUAGAGGAACCAGGUGUUAAUGCUUUUGUGCUUCCAAACGGUCAAGUAUUUGUCUUCACUGGGUUGCUAAAUGCAGUUUCUGAUAUUCAUCAGCUGUCCUUCAUUCUGGGACAUGAAAUAGCUCACGCUGUGCUGGAACAUGCAGCAGAGAAAGCCAGCCUGGUUCACUUCUUGGAUUUUCUAUCACUCAUCUUUCUCACUAUGAUUUGGGCCAUCUGUCCUCGAGAUAGUUUGGCAGUUGUUGGCCAGUGGCUUCAGAGCAAGUUGCAGGAGUUUAUGUUUGAUAGACCAUACAGCAGAACAUUGGAGGCUGAAGCUGAUAAAGUGGGACUUCAGUUUGCAGCAAAGGCUUGUGUGGAUGUAAGAGCAAGCAGCGUAUUUUGGCAACAAAUGGAAUUAGCAGAAACCAUUCAAGGGCAGCCGAAGUUACCAGAGUGGCUCUCCACACACCCUUCUCAUGAGAACAGAGCAGAGCACUUAGACCGGCUUAUCCCAGAGGCUCUUAAAAUAAGAGAGAGCUGCAAUUGCCCAUCUCUUUCUGGACCAGAUCCUCGCCUCAUUUUCAAACUUAACAUGCAACAUCUUCUGGAAUCGUCUCAGAAUCAAGAAGCCCCAAAUUCUACAAAGCGAGAUCACCCAAAACCCAAACUGGAUUUUCCUCACCCUCAAAAAGUGGAAGAUAGCCCAGUAACUUUUGCAGUUAAACCUACAAGCUAAUGAGAACAACUUCCAAUUUUUUGUAAACUUGUGGUCCCUGAAGGUCUCUCUUCUAACACAAUUUUGUCUUUGAACCAUAAAGAAGAUGUAGCCACUCAUAUUCUAUGUUUUUUAAAAGUGAUCUCUCACUCAAAGCAAUAAGGAACCAUGCCCACACAAGAAGAGCGGCAUGUUGGAGCAGAAAGCUUCUUAAUCAUCAAGAGUUACUAAAAUAAAUCACUUCUCAGGGGAAAGAUAAUCUCAUACAAUCCAGUCACACAGUGUAAUUUUCAGCUUUAUCAGGCUCACCUUGAUCAGAGGACAGAUGAGCCAGAAGCGUCCCUAAAGCAGAGGAAAACGUACAGUUUUCAUCACUUAAGUUGUAUGGUUUAUCUUGCUGUAAUUUGGGUUACAUCUCUUCAGCUUCAUUUGAGAAAUAAUGAGGAGAGCUCACUGCCUGCUCCACAUCUGGUAUCUUUAAGAAUAUUAAGCUGAGAUGUGGUAAUAGCCUAUGGGCGAGAUACACCCCCGCUUAAUUAGGUGGAUUUACUGCUGGGAUUUUUCUUCUUUCUAAGGCAUUUUAGAAUAUGGAUUGAUUCAACAUUUUUCUUCAAAGCAACCUGAAAGGGUUGAACAAAGUUCAAUUUAAAAAAAGGAGUUAAAUGAUUUUCAAGCAAGUCUUUCUUCUGAAAGAAACACAGUGUAAGAACCAUAGUUUGUAGCACUGGCAUCAUAGAAUCCUAGAAUGGUUCGGAUUGGAAAGGACCUUAAGAUCAUCUAGUUCCAACCUCCUGCCAUGGGCAGGAAUUCCUCACCCUAGACCAUGUCACUCAAGGCUCUGUCCAAUCUGGCCUUUUAACGCUGCCCAGGGAUGGAGCAUUCACCACUUCUCUGGCCAGCCUGUUCCAGUGCCUCACUACCCUCACAGUAAAGAAAUUCCUUAUAUCUAACCUGAACUUCCCCUGUUUAAGUGUGAACCCAUCACCCCAUGUCUUAUCACUACAGUCUCUAAAUGCUUUGCAAGAAUGGCUGUUGCCUUUUUAAAAUGAUCAGGGUCCCUCAUCAGAGUGCAGUUUUCCUGCCUUGACAUUUGAUCUACAUUUGGAUAGAAGUGAUUGCUGAUGUGGAAAUAUAUUAUGUAGUAGACAGAUACAGCAAGAUUCCUUGACUACACAGCUUUUGCAGCUGUACCUUAUCCUAAAAGGUGUCUUCUCUUCAGGAAACUGGCAUCCAGUGCUGAGCAUCCCUCCUGUCCCCAGCCCCCUGAAGCCACACAUUUUAUACUGUGGAGGCAAAUAUGCACAAUAUAGGUUAAGCUCUGCCUUUUGUGAUGGGCUAACCAGUACCGCAUGGUAUUCUUCAUUUGCACAUGUUUGAGUUAUCCUUGCUUUGCGUUUGAAAGUAUUGAAGUGGUGAUCUUACAGGAAGAUGUAGAAAAAGGUGGCAAUGAAUGGAAAUAAAAAUGCAAAUCCCAUUCCUUUUUUCUGUUAAGAGGUAUUUGCUAUUGGGGGUUUUGUUACCCAUAUUAAAACAGAAAUCUGUUUCAUCUAUGGUAGGAUUUUACAUGAAGUGGACAUUUUACAAUGUAUCGUAUUUUGAAAUAUAUAUAUAUAGGGGGCAGACUGUAUCUUAUUUCUUCAAUUAAAUCAGGAUACAAGCUUUUAGAAAGGAAAACUCCAACCUAUUCAGUGAUGCCAGUGAAUACAGUUGGGGAAAAAAGGUUGUGAAACAAGUAAAUCUUUUCCUGACUUCAGUCGAUGAACCAAGGUCCUUUGAGAAACACCAGCAACUCCCUAUGCAGAGGUAAGUUGAUGUAUGUGUAAUGUUGAUGAUUUUAGGUCUGAUUACAUAGCUCUAGACUGGCUGCAUAUUGCUUACAAGCUGGUUUUAAAUCUCUGCUCACUACUUCUGGCAAGAUGCAGAAGCUCCAGCCUGACUAUUAUUCAUCCAUCCAUUUUUAUUUCUAGUGACAGGAGGUUUUGUAACAGCCGUUCAGUGAUGUGUUGAAGCAUUUGGACGUUGUCACCUAAAGGUAAACAGAAAAAUACACCAGUUAGAUUUCCCUGUGGACCUUAUAGCUUAUAAAGCAACACUGAGACCCCAAUGCUGCUGCCUCCCUCUCCUUCCAGUGUCAAAGCUUGUUUUGUUAUCCCGGGCUCCUGGUCGACUUGCAACAUGAUGCUUGCGUCUGUUAGGACUCAGGACAACAUAGAGUUUCUGAAGUGUUGCAGUAUGAAACUAGACAAAUUUCCUCUUUCUACUGUUUUAAGUGACUGAAGUAUUGCAGUGGAACACUGGAGGUGCGUUUUUUUAACACCAAGGGAAAUGUUCUUAAUUUGUGUGUAAAUAGUAUCAUAACCCUGAUCAUGGUGAUGUGAGAGAAAAGGUUUCAAGAGAGAAUUAGCUUAUAUUAGACCAAAAAACGGCUUGUGUCCUUCUUCCAGCUAUAACCAGCAAAUGGCUUGUGUACUUCUUCCAGCUAUAUUUGUCUAAUAAAACACAUCUCUUUCCUUACAAACCUCACAUACAUAUAUGAACAUAGGUACAUACAGUACACACCCAAACACAAGAGUUAGACCUCUACGCUAAACCACUAGUUUUAAAGUGCAAUAUGAGAUGCUGAAAAUUUCAGGUUUUACUUUACCUCUUGAAUUAUCCCUAAUAUUUUUCUCAGAUGUUUUAGGAGGGGUUUCUUCUUUCUGCAUCUUACAUCCAAUGCAGAAAAUGCCUUAUGCUCAUCUGCCUCUCGAGGGCACUUUUCCCUUAAAUUCUUAGUGAAUACUUAACCAUUACAUCUGUCUAUAUCUGUUUUCUUUCUUAAACAGAAAAACGUUGCUUUCCAAAGAUUUGGGAAGUCAUAGGAAAAAUGACACUUUUAAAAUUAAAGGUUAUAAUAAUUAUUUUUUAAGCUGUGUGCGUAUAAUAAUAUAUUUAAUAUGUUAAUAUAUAUAAACCAUAAUAUAUUAAUAGCUUGCUAAUCAUAAUAAUUAUCAUUUCAAAAUACAUCCCGUAGGAAAAUACUCUAGUUGCAAACUCCUGAUGAUCUGUAGAAACUUUUCGUUGCAGUUGUGUAACUUAGUAUGUCACAGGAAAAACAGAUCUAAAUUCAAUACUUGAAAGACACAUGUCAUACAAGGGGGAGGAUAGUGGCUGAAGUGAAAAAGGCAGGAUAGAUCAGUAACAACACAACUGCAUUUCCAACAUCAAUACUGCUUCCUGUUGAAAGACUAAAUAUCCAAUACAAAUCUCACUAAAUCUCUUCAUGCAUUUACAGUACUGGGAGUGUUGAGAAGUUUGCUGAGCAGGGGGUGUGCAUUCAGGGCAAUCCUAUAAUAAAAACUGCUCCUUAUAACUUCGAGUUUAUCAUCUUUACUGUCUUUUUAAACUUGAAAUACCAGGAAAGCAAAGCAAACAGCUAUUAGAAUGCCCUUUGUUCUUGAAUUCUCUUUGUAGUCAUUAAAGCAGAACAAUCCUGCAAGCUUGAUGCUUUUUUUCAUACAUUAUGUAGGCUGCCACAGCUAUGUUUUUGCAUUGUGGGGUUUGUGUCUCAAUAUCCCUGGCUGAAAAACUAUUUCCAAUAAAACAGUCUGUUGUAAGCUGUUUUACUGACAACACA